Messenger RNA from Camellia sinensis, 1834 nucleotides. Its product is annotated as lysine histidine transporter-like 8. The record is from RefSeq and is a predicted model, not a curated record. Lineage: Eukaryota; Viridiplantae; Streptophyta; Magnoliopsida; Ericales; Theaceae.
UCCUAUAUAUAGGCCUAUACUUCCAAGCCUUGUUUGUGUGGCCAAAGGCAGGAGAGGGAAAAUAGAAGUUGCCAGAGUACUAGAGCUAGAGAUAGACCUUGCAAACUACAAAACUAAAAAAUGGGUGAGGUUGACGAGGUAAGGUCCGCCCCCAUAACUCCUCGGCCGCCAUCUAUGGCCUCAACACCACCCAUAUCAUGUCCACCCUCUCAGUUCCACUCUCCUUCUCUGUCUCGAUCGCCGCUGCUCUCCACCGCCGACCAUCCCGAAACCACCGCAAACAAGACCCCAAACAAGACCCCCAGGAUCAGGACCCCACGGUUCAUUACUCCGUUGGGAAGCCCACUCAGGAAAGCUCUCAAGAUGACCAAGCUCGACCCACAAGAUGCUUGGCUUCCCAUCACUGAGUCGAGAAAUGGAAACGCAUACUAUGCUGCUUUUCAUACUUUGUGUUCUGGGAUUGGAAUUCAAGCCCUGGUGCUUCCUGUUGCUUUCACCAUUCUUGGAUGGACAUGGGGAAUCAUACUUUUGACAUUAGGGUUUGUAUGGCAACUUUACACCCUCUACUUGUUGGUGCAACUCCAUGAAUCAACUGAAACUGGAAUUCGCUAUAGCAGAUACAUGCAGAUAAGCAGUGCAACUUUCGGGGACAAGCUGGCUAAGCUGCUGGCACUGUUUCCAAUCGCGUACCUAUCAGGGGGCACGUGUGUGGCUCUGAUCAUCAUAGGAGGUUCAACGAUGAGGUCGUUGUUUCAGCUGGCAUGUGGGGCCAACUGCUCGCUCAAGCCAUUAACGAUCGUGGAGUGGUACCUAGUAUUCACGUGCGCCGCAGUGUUGCUGUCUCAGCUGCCGAACCUCAACUCCAUAGCUGGGGUGUCGCUGAUCGGAGCAAUCACAGCCGUCGGAUAUUGCACAAUCAUAUGGGUGGUGUCGGUGGCGAAGGGUCGGCUUCCGAACGUGUCGUACGAGCCUGUGAGAUCCCAUUCUCAGAUGGUUAACGCUUUUGAUCUUCUCAAUGCUAUUGGGAUCAUUGCUUUUGCUUUCAGAGGCCACAAUCUCACACUUGAGAUUCAGGCAACCAUGCCUUCAAGUGAGAAGCACCCAUCACGUGUGCCAAUGUGGAAGGGUGUGAAGUUUGCAUAUGCUGUGGUUGCAAUGUGCUUAUUCCCUAUUGCAAUUGGUGGCUAUUGGGCCUAUGGUCGCCAGAUACCCGAUGGAGGCAUGCUAACAGCUCUGUUCCAAUUUCACGGUAAAGAUACAUCGCGGUUCAUCCUAGGACUAACAAGCAUCUUUGUCAUAAUCAAUGCCGUGAGCUCCUUCCAAAUCUAUGGCAUGCCAAUGUUCGAUGAUAUGGAGUCCAAGUUCACCACCCGAUUGAAGAAACCGUGCACGUGGUGGCUCCGUGCAAUCCUCCGAGCCAUGUUCGGCUUUGGCUGCUUCUUUUUCGCCGUGGCAAUCCCUUUCUUGGGAAGCGUGGCCGGCCUUAUCGGAGGGAUCGCGUUGCCGGUGACUUUCGCUUAUCCGUGUUUUAUGUGGAUUAAGAUUAAGAAGCCCAAGGUUUAUAGCCCCAUGUGGUUUGUAAACUGGGGAUUAGGAAUUGUUGGAAUAAGUCUCAGUGGGGUAGUGAUCGCUGCUGGAGUAUAUGUUGUGAUUGACACUGGUAUUAAAGUCAGCUUCUUUAAGCCUCAGUAAUUAAAUUAGUUCAUGGUACAAAACUAAAUGAUGGUCUGAGUUUUUAGGUUCAAAUUGUUUAUUGAGUGUAUUUUAUUUGUUCUAUGUAAUUGUAAUAUUUAUUGAUCAUAAAAGAAGGGAUUGAUAUUAUACUACUUUUCAA